GCUUCAGCACCAUGCAUGCUGUGAUGUAACGGGUCCGCAUGGUGGUCCAGUGUGUCCAGAACCGACCGAGCACCGUCUCUAUUUAGUAGUAGAAGAUAUCCACGCGUGAGGCACUCGGCCCCUAUUCCUACUACCAAUUCCAAACGCCAUGACACGCGGACUCUCGGGCGGUUUCCCCUCCUAUCCGAUAUAUGAGCCCCAGAGGCGACUGCGGGUGCUGGUCAUUGGUGCUGGUGCUUCAGGCCUCCUGCUAGCCUAUAAACUACAGCGGCAUUUUGACCAAUUGGACUUGCUCGUCUUUGAGAAGAACCCAGCAGUCGCGGGGACAUGGUUUGAAAACACGUACCCAGGAUGUGCCUGCGACGUCCCGUCUCACUGUUACACAUGGUCCUUUGAGCCGAACCCACGAUGGUCAGCUACAUAUGCCGGCUCACAGGAAAUUCGCCAGUAUUUUACCCACUUUUGCGAUCGCCAUGGCUUAUCCAAGUAUAUUCGUCUGCAGCACGAAGUAACCCGAGCAGAGUGGCAAGCUGAUAAAUCCCAAUGGGCGGUGGAUGUACGAGAUCUCCAGAGGGGCGAGGACGCGCAGCACACAGCCGACAUCGUUGUUGAUGCUACCGGCAUCUUGAAUCGACCCAGAUGGCCGGCGAUCGAAGGCUUGUCUUCAUUCAAAGGUGCAGUCGUACAUACUGCUGUAUGGGACCAUUCCGUUCGGUUGAAAGACAAAACCGUGGCAGUCAUUGGGAACGGGUCAUCAGGUAUUCAAGUGUUACCGGCCAUUCUUCCCUCUGUCCACAAGAUAGUCCACUUCAUUCGACAGCCGGCAUGGAUUUCCCCUCCGGUCGAGGACGGGUACCGUCAAUACAGCCAAAGCGAGAUCGAUCGGUUCGUGUCUGAUCCGGCGGCGCUCCUGGCCGAGAGGCGCCGCAUUGAACAGCGUAUGAACAGCGCCUUCCCCAUGUUCAUCCAUGGAUCCGAUCAUCAGAAAUAUUUCCAGCAUGCAGUUCGGACCGCCAUGGAGCAGCAGCUUGUCGGUCACGAGCAGCUACAGGAUACACUCAUCCCAAAUUUCCCCUUUGGCUGUCGGCGUCCGACACCUGGCCCUGGAUACUUACAGGCGCUAACAGAUCCCAAAGUGCAGGUCAUUUCAGGGGCGGCGAUUUCCCAGGUGACCGAAGAUAGCAUGAUCCUCGAUGACGGGCGUUCGUAUGAGGUCGAUGCCAUCGUCUGUGCAACGGGAUUUAACACCUCGUACGUUCCUCGCUUUCCCGUCGUCGGUCAAAAAGGCCAGAAACUCUGGGAGGAUGGCGAGGUCUCCGGAUAUUUAGGUCUGGCCGUGCCGGGGUUUCCUAACUACUUCAACAUUUUGGGGCCCAACUGCCCUGUGGGGAACGGGCCGGUGCUGAUCGUGAUUGAGCAACAAGUUUCAUACAUCAUCCAGAUGUUGGCCAAGCUACAGAAGGAAAACCGGCGGGCCUGUGAGGUCAGUGAAGAGGCGACCAGGACCUUCAAUGCCUGGAAGGACUCUUUUAUGCAGCACACGGUGUGGACGAGUGGCUGCCGGAGUUGGUAUCAUGGAGGCGGCCGAUCGGACCGGGUAGUGGCCCUAUGGCCCGGCUCGACCUUGCACUACCUGGAGGCGACGCAGCAGCCGCGCUACGAAGACUGGAUCUGGACGGCGGAUGCAGACUCCAACCCCUGGGCUUUCUUGGGCAACGGAUCGAGCUCGGCAGAAGCGCGACCAGGCGGAGACCUCAGCUGGUACUUGCGGACGGAGGAUGACGAGCCAGUCGACCCAUGUUUGACCCAAAAGCGCAUGAAUCCAGUAAUGGAUUAG
Molecule: messenger RNA, 1837 nt
Organism: Aspergillus alliaceus
Lineage: Eukaryota; Fungi; Ascomycota; Eurotiomycetes; Eurotiales; Aspergillaceae
Product: flavin-containing monooxygenase
Exons: 4
Coding region: 149-1837 (562 amino acids)
Source: RefSeq, a predicted model, not a curated record